GGCGGCCGCGCGCUGUAUAAAUCCGCGGCCCCGCAGCGCGAGAAACCCUUCACCGCAGAAACCCUAGAGCUCACCCUAGCGCGCCGCCGCCGCAGCCAUCUCCGCCGCCGCUCGUCGGGCUCUCUCCAUCUCCCAUCCAGGAUGAAGUUCAUUUCUGCCUAUCUGAUGGCCUAUCUGGCUGGCAACUCCAGCCCCACUGCGGAGGAUUUGACAACGAUUCUGGAGUCAGUUGGUUGUGAAAUCGACAAUGCAAAGAUGGAACUCCUGUUGUCUCAAGUGAGUGGCAAGGACAUCACUGAGCUCAUCGCUUGUGGCAGGGAGAAGUUUGCUUCAGUUCCAUCUGGUGGUGGUGGUGUAGCUGUUGCUGCUGCUGCUCCUGCUGCCGGUGGUGCUGGUGGUGCUCCUGCAGCUGAGGCGAAGAAAGAAGAUAAGGUCGAAGAGAAGGAAGAAAGUGAUGAUGACAUGGGCUUCAGUUUGUUUGACUGAGUGAUGCGGUCACCUCUUCUAUCAUCAAUACCAGACUUUGCGCAGGAAACUAGAGUGAUGAUGUUUGGGAUUUUAGCUUUUCUUCUUUAGUUAAGUUGAAAACACUUGAGGAAAGACUAUGCUUCCUACUAUGUUUUGAUAUGUAGUAACGCAGCCAUAGGUUGCUGGUUACUUCACUGGUGAACCAUGCUUUUGCUAUCAAAAUUCAAUGCUUAAUGGAGGAUGAAUUGUGCUCGGCAGUAGUUUUUAGCUGUGUUCAA
Oryza sativa Japonica Group (Japanese rice) is the source of this 746-nucleotide messenger RNA. Its product is annotated as large ribosomal subunit protein P2A. Gene Ontology annotation, biological process: cytoplasmic translational elongation. Gene Ontology annotation, molecular function: structural constituent of ribosome. NCBI's taxonomy places the organism in Eukaryota, Viridiplantae, Streptophyta, Magnoliopsida, Poales, Poaceae. The record is from RefSeq and is a predicted model, not a curated record. Gene Ontology annotation, cellular component: ribosome; cytosolic large ribosomal subunit.